Penaeus chinensis is the source of this 1869-nucleotide messenger RNA. Its product is annotated as piggyBac transposable element-derived protein 4-like. The transcript has 2 exons. NCBI's taxonomy places the organism in Eukaryota, Metazoa, Arthropoda, Malacostraca, Decapoda, Penaeidae. The record is from RefSeq and is a predicted model, not a curated record. Bases 215 to 1525 code for a protein of 436 amino acids.
UGUUUGUCCCAACAGGACAUUAUGUUCAGUUCUAUUGAACCACAGUCAGAGGUUUUUGCAAGGGAACAGAGUGAUCCUGGGACCCAGAAGUUUAUAUGGCAAAAGUGGGAAAAUGGGCCGAGGCAGUAUGAAUUCUCCAGGCAUCCUGGAGUCAAUGUUCCUGACCUGGACAAGGAAUCCAGCCCCUUGACUAUCUUCCCCAUCUUCAUAACCGAUGAACUUCUGGGAGUACUUGUCCAGGAGUCUUAACUGGUAUCACUACCAGCAAUCUCCAACCUACUCUACACACAAGAAAGCGUGGUUUGACAUUUCAGUUUCAGAGCUGAAGGCCUAUCUGAGUCUUUGGCUCUUGAUGGGUAUUGUGCCAAGGCCAGAGUUGAAAUGGUAUUGGUCAACAGAUCCCCAGCAUGUCAUGCCUUUGUUCUCUGAGACGAUGACAAAGGACAGGUUUGAAACUAUCACUGGGUGUCUCCAUGCAGCUGACAGCAAUGGCAAGCAUGCUGCUGGUGAUCAUCACAGGAAGUUCCGCCCUGUGAUUGACCUGCUCUCUCAUCAGUUUUUGGCUGUUUAUUCUUCUUCUAAGAGGAUUACAGUUGAUGAGAGUCUCUGGAGAUUCCACAAUCAAGCAUGCUCAAGGGUCAAGGUGUACAAGCUUUUGGUGGCUCAUGGCCCUGCUGAAGGCCAUGUAUGCGCCUUCAAAACAUACAUGGGGCAGGACAAAGGUGAACUACCAGCAUCAAUGAAGGCUAUUGUUGACUUGAUGGGAGCCGCUGAGUUGUUUGGAAAGGGCCAUAUUCUUUUUACUGACAACAGGUAUAGCUCUCCUGCCCUAUUCCAUUACUUGCAGAGUCAGCAUACAGAUGCUGUUGGUAUGGUGCAGCCAAACUGCAAGUACAUGCCAAAAGACCUGCAAGUGAAGGUCUUUGGGGGUGUGGACUACAGGAGCACGACAACAGGAAUGUUGGCCCUUCAGUGGUUCGACAAAAAGCCUGUAACCUUGCUCUCCACAGUUCACACCAGCGAAAUGGUCACAGUCUUGAGUGAGAGUGGGCGUGAAUGCACCAAGCCUAAGGUAGUAGUGGACUACAAUUCUGGCAAGAAGGGGUCAGAUUUAAGCAACCAUCUGGCUCAACCCCACCCAGCAUUUUGUAAGUCCAAGUGGUACAAGAAGGUACUCUUCUACCUUCUGGACAUGGUAGUGGUCAAUGCCUUCCUGGUGCAUAAAGCACUCGGAGGGCAUAUGGCUCAACUGGAGUUCCGGGAAGAACUUGCUCGGGAGCUCCAACUUGAAUACUACCAAACAAUUUUGGGAUGCCGGAGCCGUUCCUCCCUCACCUCUGAGAGCUGUCUUCAAGGGGCAACAAAACACACCCAAAUAAGAACUCCAGGCAAUAAAUAUCGUCGAUGCCGUGUGUGUUACUCACAAGGCAUAAGGAAAGAGACAAGGACACUGUGCUCAUUAUGUAUGGUUGCACUGUGCCAGUAUGAGUGCUUUGACCAGUACCACAGUAAGAAGAAAUACUGAGUCCAUGUCCUUGUCACUAUUAGUGUAUCUUAUUGUAAAAUUUAGAAAUUUAUAUACUUUUAGAUAAAUAAAGUUUGAAUUUAAAAAAAUCUUUCUAUACCAGUAAUAGCACAUAUCAUGUUUCAGUCAAACUAAAAAAUAUAAGAUAAGCAAAAAUUAAAUGUGGUAAACACGUUUGGUAAUUUACAGUCUAGUAGACACAUGUGUUUAUAUAAAAAUAAAUAAAAAUGAGUUUUUUUUCACAUAGUUAUUAUGACUUAGGCCUACAUAUCAAAUAUCUAACAGACAAAAAAAACAAAAAAAAAAACAAACAAACAUACACAAGGGGUAUACAAGAAAAUGGU